Molecule: messenger RNA, 3221 nt
Organism: Apodemus sylvaticus (European woodmouse)
Lineage: Eukaryota; Metazoa; Chordata; Mammalia; Rodentia; Muridae
Gene: Cfap68
Product: cilia and flagella associated protein 68
Exons: 4
Coding region: 2141-2689 (182 amino acids)
Cellular component (GO): nucleus
Source: RefSeq, a predicted model, not a curated record
GUAUAUCCUAUUUUCAAGAAGUAAUAUUGAACUCAUGGUUUUUGUUGUUGUUGUUUUGUUUGUUUGUUUUACCCCCAUGGCACAGUGAGAGCAGUUAGGUAUAUGGAUGGACUAGAAGUGGCCUGCCUACUGUCAGAUGUCAAAUGCACACAGCAAAAGAGGCGACUCAAAUAGAAUGGGGUAUGUACCCACCCACCGUGAAUGAAGGAAUUCAGAACAAUAUGAAUGAAGCAUACACAAGGGAAAGCCCUACCAAGUUGGGGAAGGGGAGGUAUAGAUUCCCAGAAGUAAGCCUGAGCUGAAAGCUUAUUGGGGGAGGGGAGCGUGUUUGGUUUUUGUUUGUUUGUUUUUGUUUGUUUGUUUGUUUGUUUCGAGACAGGGUUUCUCUGUAUAGCCCUGGCUGUCCUGGAACUCACUCUGUAGACCAGGCUGGCCUCGAACUCAGAAAUCCGCCUGCCUCUGCCUCCCAGAGUGCUGGGAUUACAGGCGUGUGCCACCACUGCCCGGCGGGGAGCAUGUUUAAUGUAGGUAAAAAGGAUUAAAAAGACAGAAGGAACAGUGUUCAUCAUAAAAUCAUAGUGAAAAAAAGUUAUGUUUGACUGGUUGAAUGCAGUUGGCAGGAGAGUGAAUAGCAGGUGACACUAUACAGUUAAAAAGGGGGCUGGCCCAAAUAGAGUAUUGUAACCAUUUAAUAGCCUAAACCUUAUUCUGAGGAUAUAGAAAGCCACUAAAUAUCCAGUAUUACUUAAAGAGAACGUAAAGAGGUCUCAAAAUGUAAAAUGAAAAACUUUGAAUUCAUUUGGGAAAAAAGCUACUUUGUUGAUUUGGUAAGGGGCUUUUUGUUCUUGACAAUCCUGAUCAGAUGGCCUUCAGAAAAAUCAACUUUCUGCCCAAGAUCACAUUUGAAAAGAAGAUGUAGCACCCUAACAUUGAUGAGACGGGGCAUGUGUAUCUGGCAGUAGUUAGCUGGAAACUGAAAAACAGCCACCAAGAAUGACCAAGUAUUCCAUUUCCUCAUAGUACUGGUGGAUGAUUCCCAUCCUAAGAACCCACCCUGGGCUGACCUAGCUAAAGAAUACUCAAAAGACCAUAACAAAUACGUAAGAAUACUCAAGAAUUUGCAAAGAAAUAUGUGGGAAAGUGACCUAUAAACUCUGCCAUGAGUGGUCUCAGCAAGUUCGAGCACAGACCCCAAUCAGUACACAUACUCAAAAAGGAGAACUCUCUGGGAAGCUGGCUUGUACCACCACCUAUUGUUUGUGGCAGCUGCUAAGUUUGUAGUUUUCUUAGUCAAAGGUGGUCUAGUUAACUUGUAAAAUUGGACUCAGCAGUCCAGGUGAUCUGGGCUGCAGAGAUAGCUCAGUUAAGAGUACUGACUGUUCUUCAGGAGAUCCUGAGUUCAAUUCCGAGCAAGCAGAUGGUGACUCGUAAUUAUCUGUAAUUGGGUCCAGUGUCCUAUUCCGAUAUAUCUGAAGACAGCUACAGUGUACUCAUAUACAUAAAAUAAAUAAAUCUUAAAAAGAAAAAUCCAAGUGUUCUAACAGAAACCACUAAGAUAUUUAAAUUUGGAAGACAAUAUAAUUUGUUUUCAAUAACCACUUUCCUAUGGAAGAAGGAUUAGUCACGAACAAGGUUGAUGACAAGGAAAUCUGAUAAAAGACUGCUUGCAGUACAAGGGACAAAAGGAGGCAGUGGUCUGAACUGGAAACUGGCAGUGAAGAUGAAAAGUAACAGACUGAUUCAGAAAUCAGCAGGACUUAGGGACUGAUCAAAUGGCCAAAAAAUAAAAUAAAAUAAAAAUCAAACCAGCCCUAUUUUUCUGUCCCUGACAACUGAGCGGAUGUCUGUCCUUCUGGCUAUGGCCAGUCUCACCGCUAAGCACUAGGCCUGUUGGCUUUCUGGGUCCACACACCAAAGUCAUCAUGCUGUUUGGUGACAUCAUGCACAUGCCUUCACAAAGGUAGAUGAUGUGGGGCAGUCACCUACAAUCCCAUCCUUCCCUGCUCUAGUAUUGGGUUUGUCUGCCUGUGAAAAGGCAGUUGGGUUGUGUCUCUCGAGCCAUGGCCGUCUGUCUGUGGUGAUCUGUAUACCUUUGUUUGGAGAACUGGAAAGAUCAGGUUUGGAGACAUCAUUAAGGAACAUGGAGCUGCCAUGUAAGAAUCACCGUUAUUCUCUGAGAAUUUCCAGCAAGUCACUGUAUUCACCAUCAAGUUACACGUCGAUAAUACAGAGACAAAACCUUGUCUGUUACCUCAGAAACCCGCACUAUGGCAGCCUUAUUUAUGCUGAUGGUCAUGGCGAAGUAUGGACAGACUGGAAUGACAUGUCCAAGUUUCUUCAGUACGGAUGGAGAUGCACCACUAAUGAGAACUCAUACUCAAACCGUACCCUGGUAGGCAACUGGAACCAAGAAAGAUACGACCUAAAGAAUAUAGUAAAGCCUAAACCCUUGCCUUCCCAGUUUGGACACUGCUUCGAAACAACAUAUGAUGCAAACUACAACAGGAAGAAGCCACAAUCAGCACAUAGAUUUAAACGAGAGCCUCAUUGGUUUCCUGGACAUCAGCCUGAGCUUGAUCCUCCUCACUACAAAUGCACAGAAAAGUCAACUUAUAUGAAUAGCUACUCAAAGCCUCAACCCACUCAUUACUCUUUGUGUGUUUAUGAUCCAAACAUGGACCAAUGUUAGGAUCCGGGAAUCUAAAAAAGAAAAAGUAGCUUCAUUUUUUUCCUGGAGUAGACUGUAGAAAGGAGCACAUUCUAAGCAGACUCAAACUUCACUCUUAACAUGAUUUCUGUCUAAAUAAAGCACAGCACACACACACCCAAAAAAAAAUCUCUAUUUUUGUUUACUCUGUCCUGAUGAAUUUUUAUUAGCUUAACACAAACCUAAACAUAUCUAGGAAGAGGGAGUCUUAAUUGAGAAAUUAUCUCCAUUUGAUUGGCCUGUAGGCAAGCCUAUAAUUAAUGUAUUUUCUUGAUUAAUGAUUGACGUAGGAGGGAUCAAUGUAGGAGGGGCAGUGGUGCUGCUGGGCUGGUGGUCCUGGGUGCUAGAGGAAAGCAGGCUGAGCAAAGCCAUGAAGAACAAGCAGGAAGGAAGCAGCACUUUACGGCCUCUACAUCAUCAUCUGCUCUCAGUCUCCUGUCUUGAGUUCCUGCCCUAACUUUCCUGGAUAAUGGACUUAAAAGCUCUAAACUGAAAUAAAUUCUUUCCGACCCAA